GUGAUAGAAGAGAGAGAAAAACUGAAGAAUGAACGAGAAGCACGGCAGAAGAAGCUUUACUAUCUCAAGACUGAAUUGGACAGGCUUCGUAAACAGCAAGGAGAGAUGUUGAGAAAAAAACGUCGUGAGAAGGAUGGACACAAAGACCCCUUGUUGGUUGAGGUGAACAGACUACAAGAGAAUAUUAUGAAGGAGAUUUCAGAGCUGCAUAAAGAAUCUGAUGCAGCUGACAAGAAGCAAUCUGAGCUUGACAAAGUAGCACAGAUCCUGGGGAUUAACAUAUUUGAAAAACCCCGGAAACCAUCUGUGGAAACCAAAGAUUCCUUGGAAAAGAACAGCAAGUCAGAAAAUGCAAAAGGUCUGGAGAAAACAUCUUCCUCCAACAAGGAAUCAAAACCUACUAAUGAAAAAUCCAGAGGUAGAAGCCCGAAGCCAGCAGAAUCCUCUUCACAGUCCUCCAAACAUCCUUUCCAGUUGGCCAAUAUUUAUGAAUAUUAUGAUGCAGGGAACCACUGGUGCAAAGACUGCAAUACCAUCUGCGGGACCAUGUUUGACUUUUUCACACACAUGCAUAAUAAGAAACACAGACAGACCCUGGAUCCUUACAACAGACCUUGGGCUUCGAAGACCCAGAGUGAGACCAAACAAGACUCCAUAAAACGCAUCGAUAAGAUAACUGUUCCUGCCAAAGGCUCUGAGUUUCUGAUUCCCAUCACUGGAUAUUAUUGCCAGCUCUGUCAUGAAUUUUUUGGAGAUCAAAUCUCAGCAGAGCAGCAUGUGAAAAGCCAUCCUCACAAUGAGAAAUAUAAGAAAUACAUAGAUGAAAACCCACUCUAUGAAGAGAGGCGAAAUCUAGACCGUCAAGCUGGAUUGGCUGUAGUUCUGGAAACAGAGCGCAGGCGGCAGAGUGAACUGAAACGGAAACUAGUUGAGAAACAGAAAGAAGAGAAGGAUGAGAAGAAACCAAAAAUAAUAAAGAAAGAGGAAGCAAAGAGCAUCCCAGAGCUUGGAGAAGGGACUAGUGAAACUCAAGGCAAAAUAGAUUCUUCUGGGCGAAAAAUGGGCAUCAAGCUUAAGCUGAAAAAGGAAGAGAAGAAGGAGGAGAAAAAAGAAGAAAAGAAAGAGGAAUCUAAAAAGGAGUCACCAAGCCAGACUUCCUUUGGGAAAUUCAGCUGGAAAAAGACUGAGAGAGAGGAUAAAACCCCAGGAGGAGCUAUUCCAAAGGAGGAGAGUACAGAAGGAAGCAAAGAGGAGAACAAGUGUCAGACUGGGAAACCCCAUGUCAAGCCCAUUGAAAUCAAGUUGUCUGGGAAAACUGUUAUUCCGCAUACUAGCCCAUGGACACCAGUUGUUUCCACUACAACACCAGCAAAAAUUCUACCCAAUCUACCAGUCCCCACUAUGAUUUUCAGGAAGUCUACUGCUGCAACAGUUAGCAAACCAGCACCUUUGAACACCUUUUUAUCCAUAAAAUCCUCUGGAGCUACCACCAAACCACUGCCUGUGGUAAAAGAAACCAAUGCAGACCUUUUACUGCCUCCAGAUAUAAUCUCAAAGGCUUUUGGAGGAGAAGAAGUAAUUUUGAAAGGGGCAGAGGAGGAUUUGAAAGCAGCAGAGAAAAGUGAGUCUUCUCAGACUUCAGAUAUACCACGUCCACCCCCUCCUCCACCAGCAGUCCAGCAGGCAGCUGUCAUCCCUGCUGAUGAAGUAGCUCCAGGUGUGUCUGAAAGUGAACAGACGAUGCUGGCAAUGCCCGUGAGACCCCCUCCACUACCACCUUCAACUGCUUUCAGUGAACAGGCAAAAAAGGUAGAGAAACGAAACUCUUGCUUGGCCACAGCCAAUGCUAAAGAUCUCUAUGAUAUUUUCUACAGUAGUGGUGGAAAGGGUUCAGCUGACAGCAAGCUUGCAAGCUCUACACUUCCAAAUGGAGAAAACUCUAACCUAACAAAACCCACAGACUUAUCUGCAAACCCUAGAACAAAUAAUAGCUCAUCCUCCUUGAAAGAGGAUUCUCAGAAUGCAGCUACUGAAGUUAGCCAAGUCCACUCAGCUGAGAGAGGCUCAGAACUGGAGAAAACUGAUAUUCAGGAGACUUCAACAUUUCAUACUGAGAUGAUCCAUGACAUUGAAAAUGGUAUUCAGAAAGACAUAGGUCAAAAAUUUCAGACUUCUCUUUCAACAGAUGUUCAGACUAAAUUGAAAGAAGAUUCCUCACAGUGUAAUAAUCAAAUAAUGGUGAGUUGGGUCCUUGGUGAGAAUCAGGCUGAAAUGAACAAGAAACCACUUCAGCCUCAGCUAUUGGAAAUGUCAGUCACAGAAUUGCCAGAAACAAAAACUGCUUCUGGUAUCCAGAUGCCUGCAGAAAUUGGAUUUGUGGGUAUAGGAGGUAGAGAGCAGGUAGGCAGACAGGAAUUCUGUGGUCUGCAGAAAACAGAGGUCCAAGAGAAAGUUGGACAGGAAGAUGCAAGUAAAACUGCAGUUACUAACACAAGUGUUCCUAGUACCUUGGAGAAAGACGCAGAGAUGAAAGACCGGGAAGUAAAAGUGGUAAAGCCUGAGCUUACCUUACACCCAAAGACUUUGUUACCUGAAACACAGAAUGAAGUUAAAAAUAUGGGAAAUUCUCAUUUGGUAGAGGAAAAGUUAAGUGAUAACUGUAGAACUCGCUCAGAAACUGUUAGUCCAGACUUGCUCUGUGAUUCUCAAAACACUUCAAAAGAAAAAACUUUUGUAGCAGUAAUGACAGAGCCGAAUUCUAUUGAUGCCUCCUUAAAAGAUGAAAAACUGAGAAGUGUAGCUUUGGAAGUAUCUCAGCCAGGAGUCCAUGGUGAAGCUUCCCAAAUUUCAGAAACCCAAAAUAAGAUUUCAGAAUUGACAAGAAGUCCUGGUGAAUGGGACACUUCCAGAACUAGUAAUGGAGAAGAACAGGUCAUUGCAACCCAUUCUUGUUCUGAAAGUGGUUGGGAUCUACCAAAUACUCCAAAUGUAGAAAUAAAAACUGGUUUUAAUGAAGUUAGUGCUUCAGAAUUGACAGCGGUACGGCCAGACACAUGUCUUGCCAACACAGAACGUAGAAGCAGCAUAUUAGAAGCUCAAGAAAAAGUUCAACCUGACCCUUCAGGCCAUAUGGUGUUAGAUAACCAAACCCAAAGGCAGGAAGUUGCAUGGUUAGUCAAUGCCUGCUCUGCGAACAUUGUUGAACUCAGAUCCAGUGUAGAAUUAGUAGUUGAAGUCGAAAAAAAAUCAUUAGGACACACUGGAUCGGAUGCAACAUUAGAUAAUGUUUUUGUCAAGAGAGAGGCAAAAGAAGUAGGGACUGGAGGCUUCACUAGGGCUCGCUCUGAUCCUGUCCAAGACUCAGUAGUUGCUUUAUCAGCAGAUUUCCAUAGGGAGCAUCUUUCAGCAGAAUCUGUCCACUCCCCAGAAACAAAGCAUGAGGUUGUAAGAACUUCAGCAGCCAGUGACUUUCAUCUGAAUACCACUCACUUGGGACUGAACACUGAGCAAUCUGACAGUCUCUCUGCAAAUGUUCGUGUGGACAACAAGAAAAUUUCUUUGACAUCAGAAGAAGAUGUGAAACACAAUGAGACUCCCUCCCAGAAAGCAGAGCUGGAGUUCAAAAGCACUGAUUUCAGUUUGGGAGAUACUAAGGUAAAACAUGAAUGCAUCAGCAUCCUUACGGCUGGACUUUUAAAUGAGAAUACGGAAGAAGUCUCAAAACUAGAAACUGUUGCAUCCAUUAGACUGGAGUCCAACAAACUUCAGAAGCUGGGCAUUGAAAAAACAGUGGAUGAAACAGAGAUUACUGAUUUUGCUACAUUGACUUCUGGUACUCGGGAAGAUAAAUUUUGCACACGGAUUUCCCAAACAGCUAUGCCACAGCUUGGAUUGCAGUCCUCAAAUAGUGACACCACAGAAGUGGUCAUGCCAGUUCUAGAAAUGCAGGGCAUUUCUCCCAUUUCUGAGAUCCUUCUGCCAGCGGAGGAGAGCAAAGGUGGCACUGUUGAAAUGCCGUCACUGAGUUACGAUGGAGGCAGCACAGAAAGCCAGGCUUCUGGGCCUGUGGAAGCUUUCCUUCCUGGGCUCAAAGAAGCACACGGAAAGGAGGGUGGCUCAGGAGGCAAGAGAGCGUGUAUCAUCCAGAGCAAGAAGACUGAGCAAACAGAAACUACUGACAGUAGUUUGGAAGCUACAACAAAUUCACAAAUUGCUGAAAGCUUAGCAGAAAGCCCAGUGGGUUGA
Molecule: messenger RNA, 4245 nt
Organism: Balearica regulorum gibbericeps (East African grey crowned-crane)
Lineage: Eukaryota; Metazoa; Chordata; Aves; Gruiformes; Gruidae
Source: RefSeq, a predicted model, not a curated record